This is a messenger RNA of Megalobrama amblycephala (Wuchang bream), 3798 nucleotides long. Its product is annotated as cyclic nucleotide-gated channel cone photoreceptor subunit alpha. NCBI's taxonomy places the organism in Eukaryota, Metazoa, Chordata, Actinopteri, Cypriniformes, Xenocyprididae. Bases 43 to 2178 code for a protein of 711 amino acids. Gene Ontology annotation, molecular function: intracellularly cGMP-activated cation channel activity; protein-containing complex binding; intracellularly cAMP-activated cation channel activity. The record is from RefSeq and is a predicted model, not a curated record. The transcript is spliced from 8 exons. Gene Ontology annotation, biological process: monoatomic cation transmembrane transport. Gene Ontology annotation, cellular component: plasma membrane; intracellular cyclic nucleotide activated cation channel complex.
UCCAGAUGUGAUCAAAUUGCAGUGAAUGGCCUAGGAAAGAAAAUGGCUAAAAUCUGCACAGAACAGUCAUACCCCUCACAAAGAUCUGCCUUCACCCCUGAGCCAGCUAUUGAAUGGAUCGAGAGAGGAGAAAGUGAUCAGCCACCCCGUGGACUAAUGGGCAGGAUGUCCCAGUUCAUUCCGAGGUUUGGAGGAAGGUCUACCAAAUGUAAAGUUUCAGAAUGCAGUGAUUCAGUUACAUUAACGGAGGAGUCUGAAGACAUGCAAAAGGAUGCAUCGUUGGAUGACAGAGGACAGGACCAGUUGCGUAGGAGGAACUUUAACAACAAUGCAAAUCAUUGGCCUCUUGCAACACUGAAUAUGAACAACUGCAACAAUACAGAUGACAAAAAGGACGACAGAGAGAUAAAGAAAGAUGAAAAGAAAGAAGAACCAAAAAAGGAUGAGAAGAAAGAUGAGAAAAAAGAUGAGAAGAAAGAUGAGAAAAAAGAUGAGAAGAAAGAUGAGAAAAAAGAUGAGAAGAAAGAUGAAAAGAAAGAUGAUAAAAAGGAUGAUAAAAAGAAGGAAGAGGAGAAACCAAAACAGGUUUGGAUAAUGGAUCCAGCGACAGAUUUGUACUAUCACUGGCUGACUAUUGUAGCAAUACCUGUCUUCUACAACCUAAUGAUGCUCAUUACCAGAGCCUGUUUUAAUGAGCUGCAGGAUGAUUACACCAUCCUAUGGCUAGUUCUUGACUAUUCAUCAGAUGUUAUCUACUACCUUGACACAUUUGUGAGAUCAAGGACAGGUUUCUUGGAGCAAGGCUUACUGGUGAGAGAAUCUAAGAAGCUGAUGGAACACUACAAAAAGUCACCGCAAUUCAAAUUUGAUAUCUUCUCCAUGAUACCGACAGACAUAUUAAUGCUGAAAGUGGGCUACAACAAUCCCGAGCUCAGAUUCAACCGGCUUUUCAAAAUGGCUCGACUGUUUGAGUUCUUUGACCGCACUGAAACCAGAACCAACUUCCCUAACAUCUUUCGCAUCAGCAAUCUCGUCCUGUACAUCCUUAUCAUCAUCCACUGGAAUGGCUGCAUCUUUUUUGCCAUCUCAAAAACAAUCGGCUUUGGCUCAGACACUUGGGUGUACCCCAACAUCAGUGACCCUGAGUUUGGUCGUCUUGCCAGGAAGUACAUCUACUGCUUGUACUGGUCCACACUCACGCUCACCACAAUCGGAGAGACGCCGCCGCCUGUCAGAGAUAUUGAGUAUUUAUUUGUUGUUUCUGACUUUCUCAUCGGCGUGCUCAUUUUCGCCACCAUCGUCGGUAACGUCGGUGCUAUGAUUUCCAACAUGAAUGCAUCCCGCGCAGAGUUCCAGGCCAAGAUCGACUCCAUCAAGCAGUACAUGCAGUUCCGAAAGGUCACCAAAGAUUUGGAGGCCCGUGUCGUGAAGUGGUUUGACUACCUUUGGACCGAACAGAAGACCUGCGAUGAAAAGGAAGUGCUCAAGAACCUCCCAGAUAAACUUAAGGCGGAGAUCGCCAUCAACGUGCAUCUGGAAACCCUUCGGAAGGUGCGUAUUUUCCAGGACUGCGAGGCAGGACUUCUAGUCGAGCUUGUCCUUAAACUUCAACCGCAGGUUUUCAGUCCUGGCGACUACAUCUGCAAGAAGGGCGACAUUGGGCGGGAGAUGUACAUUAUCAAAGAAGGCAAACUAGCUGUUGUGGCGGAUGAUGGCGUCACGCAGUUUGUGGUGCUCAGUGAUGGUGCAUACUUCGGCGAGAUCAGCAUCCUCGGCAUCAAAGGAAGUAAAGCUGGAAACCGCAGGACUGCUAACAUCCGCAGUGUUGGAUACUCCGAUCUGUUCGCACUCUCGAAAGAUGACUUGAUGGAAGCACUAACUGAGUACCCAGAAGCCAAGAAGGCUCUAGAGGAGAAAGGUAGGGCUAUUCUGAUGAAAGACAAUCUCAUCGAUGAGGCUGCGGCCGCUGCUGGCGCAGACCCGAAGGACUUGGAGGAAAAGAUCAGCACGCUGGAGACUAAUUUAGACGUGAUGCAGACCAAAUUCGCUCGUCUUUUGGCAGAUUGGACAGCCAGCCAGAACAAGAUCAAACAGAGGAUCACCAACAUGGAGGCCCGAGUGAAGACUCUUAGGGAGGAGGAUUUAUCUGAGGUCGUGGGGGAUAAGAAGGACAAAUAGUUCUAUGCUGAAAUAGACUUAAAUUCACAGUAUGUGUCAGGAUCAUGGAUUGCACAUUCACCCAUACAGAGAAAUCUGGCAUCAUUUGAGAGAAAUUGGUUGAUCUCAAAGUAAUACAUAUACUAUUUAUAGACGAGUCAGUCAGAGACUUGGCAUUUCACAAGACCUAAACCUAAUUUGCGAAGGCACGUAAACAAUGACAGAUCAGACAGUUUCAGCCUCACUAAUGCAGGAUUUUCUUCAAAAGUAAUUUCGGACGCCAAAAUUAUCUUCUGCUUUUGGUCAUUUUGGUUCCUGAUGCUGUUGCUAUGAAGUAUUGCAGUGUGUGAAUAUCGGUAGUGUGAUGCCUAAAAUGGUAGAACUGUAGGGUUAUUGUGCAGCUAUACUCUCUGUGAGAUGUCAUGCUGUAAGUGGGUUUUACUCAGCAUUGGUAAAUUUGCACAAUAUCCUUCAAUUUUGUUGCAGUUUAAAUUUCAAACAUGUUCUCAGUAAUUGGUCCUAAGCCUUGUUGUCUUGUUGUCAAAGCUUUGCUUUUAUUAAGCGAGCAUAAAUACCAAAGCAGAACAUCCUGUAAUGUGAUAAAAUUGAGGGUUUUUAAGUUUAUUUUUUACAUGAGAAUAAAAAGGAGGGUUCACCAUUUUAGUCCACAAUGUUCUCUUCUUGUAUGUGCUGUAAUAAAUAAAAAUAUUUUAGAACUUUUCCUAACAUUUCGUGUCUACUGUGGAUUGAUUGGUUUGUUGGGGGAAAAAAUGAGUGAUCCAAGUGAUCAAACUGUGCAGUUAUUGUGAGCAUAAUCCUGUUCAGACUUGCCCUUAAUGUGACGAUCUAUGACUUCAGAGCAUGUUCUCCAUUGGGAAGGGUAGACCAACAAUUAGACCUACCAAACAUUAAAGGCUAGUUAAGGAGCUGUGUUGGAAAUGCAAACAUUGUAGUUUUGACUCCUGAGAGGAAAACAUUGACUGAAAUGUAAAAUGAAAUUAGGUAUCAGCGUCUCUGGGUGUAGUUUUUUUACGAUUAUUGUUUAACUAUUUUUUUGAAUACUCACUGAUUACAUAAAGAUAUCUUUGUCAUGUAUUGAGACAUUCAAUCAGACUUGUUUCAAAACUUUUCAUGCUUUUAAUCAGAGAUUUGUUUAUAGAUAUAAUCUAGUUGCAUGUUUUUCCAGGUCCUAAGUUUUGAGAGAUGUUGAUUAUGGAAAGCAGGUGAGAAUUAUCACAAUGAUUAUUACAAGAACAGCUUGUAAUGCAAAUGACGUGACAGUUAUCAGGUGUCAACCGACCAUGAACCUCGUGCAAUACAGGGUGCUAAUUAGGCUGCUUUUUCUCCCUUUGUCCCCAGGGAGAGGAAUCAAGCAGCCUUUUGCUAUUGUGAGGUGAAUGUGGAGGUAAGAGCAGUGCAGAAAAACUGUUGUGGAUGAGAGACUGUCAGACAGAAUAGACUCAGGCUGACAUUUGCUUGAGUGCAAACCAGACCGUGUAAAAUGGAAGCUUGGAAAGGAUCAUUGCUCUCUUCCUCAUAAUCAAUGUCUCACUGAAUCUAACACUUGCAAAUGCUUAAGUUGUCACAAUAGUAAAAAAAAAAAAAAAAAAAAAAAAAAAAAAAAAAAUAUAUAUAUAUAUA